CAGCAACUAGCCAUUCUCUGACACCUCAAAGUGAUGUGGACUCCAGUAGCUCUGAAGAAUUCUAUCAGGCUGUGCAUCAUGCUGAGCAAACCUUCAGAAAAAUGGAAAGUUACUUGAAACAACAGCAACUCUGUGAUGUUAUCCUGAUUGUUGGGAACCGAAAGAUACCUGCACAUAGGCUUGUUCUGAGCUCAGUCUCCGACUAUUUUGCUGCCAUGUUUACAAGUGAUGUUUGCGAAGCCAAGCAAGAGGAGAUCAAGAUGGAAGGCAUAGACCCAAAUGCUCUCUGGGACCUUGUUCAAUUUGCAUAUACAGGUUGCUUGGAAUUAAAGGAAGAAACCAUUGAAAACCUUCUUGCUGCAGCUUCCCUUCUUCAGCUUCCUCAAGUAGUAGAAGUGUGCUGCCAUUUCCUCAUGAAGCUCUUGCAUCCAUCUAACUGUUUAGGAAUCCGAGCAUUUGCAGAUGCUCAAGGAUGUAUUGAAUUAAUGAAAGUGGCCCACAGCUACACAAUGGAAAACAUAAUGGAAGUUAUGAGAAAUCAAGAGUUUUUACUGCUUCCAGCUGAGGAGCUCCAUAAACUCCUGGCCAGUGAUGAUGUCAAUGUCCCCGAUGAAGAAACCAUCUUCCAUGCAUUAAUGAUGUGGGUCAAAUAUGACAUGCAGAGGAGAUGCAAUGACUUGAGUAUGCUUCUGGCCUUUAUAAGACUGCCCCUGCUUCCACCUCAGAUAUUGGCUGACCUAGAAAACCAUACAUUAUUUAAGAAUGAUCUGGAAUGUCAAAAGCUGAUUCUGGAAGCAAUGAAAUACCAUCUAUUGCCAGAAAGAAGAACUUUAAUGCAAAGUCCAAGAACUAAACCUAGAAAAUCUACAGUUGGAACUCUGUAUGCAGUGGGAGGAAUGGAUAACAACAAAGGAGCUACAACCAUAGAGAAAUAUGACCUCAGAACAAAUUUGUGGAUCCAGGCAGGGAUGAUGAACGGCAGAAGACUGCAGUUUGGUGUGGCUGUUAUUGAUGACAAACUCUUUGUAAUUGGAGGUCGAGAUGGUUUAAAGACACUGAACAGUGUUGAAUGUUACAACCCCAAAACCAAGACUUGGACUGUCUUACCACCAAUGUCAACACAUAGGCAUGGUCUAGGUGUGACGGUACUAGAAGGCCCUAUCUAUGCCGUGGGAGGCCAUGAUGGCUGGAGCUAUCUGAACACAGUGGAGAGGUGGGAUCCUCAGAGUCAGCAGUGGACAUUUGUAGCUAGUAUGUCAAUUGCCCGAAGCACAGUUGGUGUGGCAGCAUUGAAUGGCAAGUUGUAUUCAGUUGGAGGUCGUGAUGGAAGUUCCUGUUUGAGUUCAAUGGAAUAUUAUGAUCCUCACACAAAUAAGUGGAACAUGUGUGCUCCAAUGUGUAAACGAAGAGGGGGUGUUGGAGUGGCCACAUGUGAUGGUUUUCUUUAUGCAGUAGGAGGUCAUGAUGCUCCUGCUUCAAACCACUGUUCUCGGCUGCUAGAUUACGUAGAAAGAUAUGAUCCUAAAACAGAUACAUGGACCAUGGUGGCUCCUUUGAGUAUGCCCAGAGAUGCUGUUGGUGUCUGUCUCCUUGGUGACAGACUAUACGCUGUUGGUGGCUAUGAUGGGCAGACUUACCUCAACACUAUGGAAUCCUAUGAUCCACAAACUAAUGAAUGGACCCAGAUGGCUUCCUUGAAUAUUGGGAGAGCAGGUGCCUGUGUAGUAGUCAUCAAGCAACCUUGACUUAUUUUUAUUUGGAUGUAUUUUAAUUGCUGGAGUGGUUAUUUUUAUAUCAGAGGGCAAGAAUGAGAACUUCCUGAGAUGAAAAUUCUUCAAGAACAAAGAUUUUGGUAGAUUUACCUACUGAUGUCAAAAGAAAUAAAAGAUCAAACAGAAUUAUGGGAAACAAGAAAACAAACUGCUCUGGGAACACUAUCUGGUCAUGUAUUAGUUCAGGAAUGGUUAUUGGUAAUUUGUUUUGUAUUGUAGCAUACAGUAACUAGCGUUACCAAAGGCUUGUUUUUCUUAAGCAAUUAAAAGGAGAAACCGAGAUUUGUGACAUGGAUAAUUUCAUGACCACAGUUCAUUCAAUUGUUUUAUAAUCUGUGGAGAUACCAAGAGGUUGCCAAGAGUAGAAGACAUGAUAUUUCAUCGGACAGAAUUUGAUCAAUUUACUAUUUUCCUACUCAGAUGUGAUCAUACCAGGAGGUGGAAUGAUGUUUAUUAAAACAAACAUGCUUCUUCCUAAUUUUCCUAAACUAUGAACUAGAGAAACAGAUUCAUGCUUGUCUCUUGCAUUCAGAAAACAAAUCAGAGCUGCAUAUAUAAUCUGAGAGGAUGGUUGGAUUUUAUUGCAACUGUAUAAGCAAUUUGAAGCUGGAAAACACAAAGGAUCUUUUUCAUUAAGCUUACCACAUUGCUUUGCUUUUUGAACACACUGAGCCAAAGAAUUAGUACAAUUAUAGGCUUUUGCCUUAUGAUGAGUUCAGUGUAAGCAUGGAAGUUAGUUAUUCUGAAUGUUUUAUAUAUAUAUAUAUAUAUAUCUCCAUUGCAUGUUGAAGUCCUUUAGAAUUUUGUUCAUAAAGAAUCUUAGAAAUUUGAGAGAGAAAUCUAUGAUCCAUUCAUUUGGAGUGUUAAUCAUCAUUGUUAGAAGGAAGGCAGACUUCAGAUUCUCAUUCCCCACUUUUCAAACUUGUUACAUUGAUAUGCACAUUAUUUUAUGCCAAUAUUUGUAAUUGUUUAAAGCAUAUAGUAGAAACAUUACACAAUGUCCU
Molecule: messenger RNA, 2776 nt
Organism: Orcinus orca (killer whale)
Lineage: Eukaryota; Metazoa; Chordata; Mammalia; Artiodactyla; Delphinidae
Gene: KLHL1
Product: kelch like family member 1
Exons: 10
Coding region: 102-1745 (547 amino acids)
Molecular function (GO): protein binding
Source: RefSeq, a predicted model, not a curated record